Messenger RNA from Pyrenophora tritici-repentis Pt-1C-BFP, 1992 nucleotides. NCBI's taxonomy places the organism in Eukaryota, Fungi, Ascomycota, Dothideomycetes, Pleosporales, Pleosporaceae. The record is from RefSeq and is a predicted model, not a curated record.
AUGUACGGCAUGAAUCAAGCGUACCAGGCGCCUGACCCGAGUGCGCAGCUUCCUCAUGUGCAUCUGAUAUCCUCAUACCGUUUUCCUACCCAGCCUGGCCUACAAGCCCCCCAGGCUCUCGAGUAUCUCAUCAAGGGUCCCCAAAUCGUGCGCGACACCUCACCCGUCGCCUGGACCUUUCUGUCAGCCCCUCCCCCAGAUGGCACUGUUAUCCUCACAUGGCAGUCCCCGCGCAUGGGCAACAAUUUCGCCUCAGAUGGUAUGGUGUGGGCUGAUGCCGAGAACGUGUAUGAUAUGAAUAUUCGCGGAUAUACUCUCCAGGUCCUUGUCCACAACAGCGGAUACCACUACCCACACGAGCCAUAUGCCAUGCAUGCGCGCCAUCGUUACCGAAUCGCUGCUGGGCCUGGUACCAUUGACCCGAACCUCUGGUUGGUGCACUACAAGCCAGCAGAUCCGCAGAGCAGAAUCCCCGCCUCCCAGAUUCCAAUCACACGAGAAGUACAUGGCAUGCUUCAGAUGCGCGCUCAAUUACAGCAAGCUGGGCCAUUGAUGCGCAAGGAGUUUAUGCUAGUCGACCAAGCCAACUGGCCCAAGGUUGAAUUUGGACAGCAGGCCAUGAGAGGCCCGCAGCCUUACUACAACCCGAUGCAACCAGGCCGGCCAUAUGCUGCGCAACCUCCUCCGGCCAAGCGUCAGCGCCUACCCGCUCAGGCACAACCUCGCCAACCUCCUGUCGGCGCGAUUAUACCAGACAAUUCCCUGGAAGAGGAAGAGAAUGCGACACAAGAUGCAUUCGACUUCCUAACUCCGCGCGAAAUAAGCUUGUCGCGCUACAAGCAGCAUCACGAAUGGAUGGAGGAGAUAUUCUCGUCGCCUUAUGCCGUCGGGAAGAUUGCGCCUAUCGAUCUGGGUUUGGGCCUGAUGGGUGAGCUUGCUCCGCUUACUGCAGGUAUUCUAGACGUUCCUGGAGCGGAAAAUGUGGAGCCAGGAAAGGAUAGCUACCAAAUCAAGAACUACUACAAGCUGGAGCCGGAGCAACUAAAGGAAUUCGAAAAGCGCGUCUCAGAGUACACGACAAAUGAGCAAGCUGAGAUUGAUAAGAUGAAGGCCGAGCACGCAAAGAAGAUGGUACAGUUGAAGCGCACGCGAACGUACAUCAAAGCCGAACGAAGAUUACGGGAUCUUCUACGCUCAUCCGAGAGUGACGGUGACAACGCGGAUCCUGUGGAGGAAGUUGUACAAGACCUAGAAAAGUCACUGGGGGUUAAAUUCGAUGAAAAGAAGGCUAUUGUCUGUGUGGACAAGGGAGGAUUCAUUGAACCACAGGCACCAUCUCCGAAAGCCCAAGUCAACGGCGACGGAGCUCAGCAAAACACAAACGGCACAUCAAGUGGUAUGAACAACGACGCGUCCAUGGAAGAUAAUUCUGCUGCAAACCUACUGGAUCAAUACGGUAAUGGUUCGCUUUCAGGUACACCUGUCGGGAACAUCUCAUUGCCUAGACUAUCACAGCCUCCAAGCCAGUCGCACUCCACCACUGGCACACCCAACGUACCCAACAACCCAAACCAGACAGCGACAUUCGACCAACAAGACACAAACCUGGAUGUAGGUGCCGAUCUUCUGGACUUGGAUGUGGAAAUGUCUGGCAUGGCGGCUGCAGGAGAGAAGGACUGGGUCAUGGUGAACGAGCAAUCAGGAAAUGCACAACAGCCAGGUAGUGGCCAACAACCCACUAUGAACAACAAUCAGCCAACGACCAAUGCAGGUGUCAUGCCCUCUUCCAACAUCGAAGCUGAUGCAGGCAGUAUGUUCGAUACUGCCGACUUUGGAAGCUUCGACAACCUCGAUAGCGCUGGAGAUGCGUUGGCAGACUAUGGCCAUGAUGAUAACCUGGGCUUGGAUCUGGUUGAUGAUUCAGCAUUUGGAGAUGCUUUCCAUGGAACGGAGAUGCACCACGAUGAAACUGGUGAGGGUGACCAUGCAUAG